AAAAAGUGAAGCGUAAAAACCAAACGGUACAUGGAAAAAUAAGUGUGAGUGCGUGUGUGUUUAUGAAAAAUAACUUUCAACAUAUAUAUAUUAUGCGCACCAGGACAAAAACAAAGUUUCGAGAAGUUGAACAAUUGUGUGGCGAAUUUAUAAUAAAUUGUGUGUGGCCUAUGUGUUUGCAACACACAUACAAACACUCACAACACACUUACACUUAACACACAACAGAAACAAAAACAACAUACGUGAGUUGUCGUUGUCGCUGCCGUCACCGUCACCAUUAAGCAGACAGAGUCUGCCUUUUACAUUUGCGAAAAGAGUGAAAAUCAAAAGCAAAAGUUUGUUCUUUUGACCAAAUAGACUCAGACUUGGCUGUGUGGAAUUGGAAUUGGUUAGCUUGUCGUAGAGGAAACUGGGAACAACAGCCUCAACACGAAUUACCUAUCAUUUGGAGCGCAGCAGAGGAGAUCGACUCUGAUUGCCAGCGCGGCAACAGGAUCUGCCUCAACUACGCCAACAUCAACUACAACGUCGACGUCAACGCCCACGUCAACGGCGCCCACGGAUAAUUACAAAGAUAAUUAUUACAAUUGGACACACUACCGUGCACUGCUAAGUAACGAGAUAUUUGACGCACCACAUCCGGCAACGGAAGCAAUUAUGUCCUUGACAGCCGCUGGCACAUCGCCCACCAGCCCCAUGGAUCCCUUUGUACCCGGUCGUCCAGUGAUCGUCAAGGAGGGCUGGCUGUUAAAGCGCGGCGAGCACAUCAAAACGUGGCGCCAACGUUACUUUGUCCUACGCACCGAUGGCACUCUCAUGGGCUAUCGCAGCAAGCCGGCGGACAGCUCACAGUCGGAGCAACUGCUCAAUAACUUUACUGUUCGUGGCUGUCAGAUAAUGACCGUUGAUCGGCCAAAACCCUUCACAUUUAUCAUACGCGGCCUACAGUGGACGACGGUAAUUGAGCGCACAUUUGCCGUCGAUACGGAAGCUGAGCGCCAGCUAUGGACCGAGGCCAUCCGUAAUGUGGCCAGUCGACUUUGCGAAAUGGGCGAAACAGCAAUGUCGCCGUCGGCCCAAACAGAUAUGGCUGAUGUGGACAUGGCUGGCAUUGCCGAAGUGGAACUAUCCGAACAGUUUUCCGUUCAAGGCACAACGCGCAACAGCAGCGGUGUCAAGAAAGUGACACUCGAGAACUUUGAGUUUCUCAAGGUGCUGGGCAAAGGCACCUUUGGUAAGGUGAUUUUGUGUCGCGAAAAGGCCACAUCCAAAUUGUACGCAAUUAAAAUUCUCAAAAAGGAGGUCAUCAUACAAAAGGAUGAGGUCGCACACACGCUAACCGAAAGUCGUGUACUCAAGUCAACAAAUCAUCCGUUCCUUAUUUCACUGAAAUAUUCAUUUCAAACCAACGAUCGUCUCUGUUUUGUAAUGCAAUAUGUGAAUGGUGGAGAGCUGUUUUGGCAUUUAAGUCAUGAUCGCAUCUUUACCGAGGAGCGGACACGUUUUUAUGGCGCCGAAAUAAUAUCGGCGCUAGGCUAUCUGCAUUCGCAGGGCAUUAUUUAUCGUGACUUAAAGCUAGAGAAUCUUUUGCUGGACAAAGAUGGUCACAUAAAGGUCGCCGAUUUCGGACUGUGCAAGGAGGACAUCACCUACGGCAGUACAACGAAAACGUUUUGCGGCACACCGGAAUAUUUAGCGCCUGAAGUAUUAGACGAUAAUGAUUAUGGACGCGCGGUGGAUUGGUGGGGCACCGGAGUCGUUAUGUAUGAGAUGAUCUGCGGUCGUCUACCCUUCUAUAAUCGUGAUCAUGAUGUGCUCUUCACGCUCAUAUUGGUCGAGGAUGUCAAAUUUCCACGCAAUAUUACCGAUGAAGCAAAAAGUCUGCUAUCCGGCCUGUUGGCCAAGGAUCCGAGUAAUCGCUUGGGCGGUGGGCAGGAUGAUGUCAAGGAAAUACAAGCGCAUCCAUUCUUUGCGAGUAUUAAUUGGACAGAUCUGGUGCUAAAAAAGAUAACGCCGCCUUUCAAACCUCAGGUUACUUCGGAUACAGACACACGAUAUUUUGAUGAAGAGUUUACCGGCGAGAGUGUCGAGUUAACGCCCCCAGAUCCCACGGGACCUUUAGGCUCCAUAGCAGAAGAGCCACUAUUCCCGCAGUUCAGCUAUCAAGGAGAUAUGGCAGCCACGUUGGGAACAUCGGCGCACAUUGGUACUUCCACAAGUCUCACAUCGAUGCAAUAGAACAAGCUACAAGUUUUAGCGAGAGCACACACAAAACAAAAAAAGCAACGCAAAAUACCACACAUCAUGUUCUGCUUCAUCGCCUAUACCCUUAAUAUACUUAGUGAUAUAUAGAGAUGGGGAAUAUUGCGAGCAAAACAAAACAAAAAGAAAGAAAAACAUAAUAAAUUUGUAACUCUAAGUUUAUACACCAGUAAUAACAAAUUUGAAUGAUAGUAACUUAUUUUUUUCAUAACUCCAACAACAGCUACAACAAAUACAACAGCAAGAGCAACGCGCAGAUGCAAAACGUAAAGAGAAGAUAAGAGAACAUUGAACGCGCUAUAAACAAAACAUACAGAAAAAAGUUAAAGAAAGUAAUAGUUUACUACAUAUGAUAAAAACAUAUAUACUUAUAAAUACAUUUAAAUAUAACAUUUUAAGCAUAACGUUUAAAGUGAUUAGUUAAUUUUUAAAUGCAAGUAAAUGUUUAUUAAGCGAAUCAAGUAUAUAGCCACAUACACAUACGAACACCUACACUAAAUACACCCUACUAGCUUAUAGGAAAAUCGAAGAGCAAGAGCAUAAAA
This is a messenger RNA of Drosophila innubila, 2810 nucleotides long. RefSeq names its product RAC serine/threonine-protein kinase (gene Akt). The record is from RefSeq and is a predicted model, not a curated record. Gene Ontology annotation, biological process: protein phosphorylation. NCBI's taxonomy places the organism in Eukaryota, Metazoa, Arthropoda, Insecta, Diptera, Drosophilidae. Gene Ontology annotation, molecular function: protein serine/threonine kinase activity; ATP binding. The transcript has 7 exons. The coding region runs from base 661 to 2241 and encodes 526 amino acids.